AUGUAUGAAAUCAAUAAUACAGAACCCAGUAACAACCAGAAGCUACACACGGAUUUGGAUCCCGGAAGCAGCAAGAUCAAGUACAUCCUCUCAGGUGACGGAGCAGGGACUAUCUUUGUGAUCAAUGACAAGACAGGUGAUAUACAUGCAAUGAAAAGACUUGACCGGGAAGAAAAAGCUGAAUAUACGCUAACGGCCCAAGCAGUCGAUAGGGAUACAAACAAACCCCUGGAGCCUCCUUCAGAAUUCAUCAUUAAGGUUCAGGACAUCAAUGACAAUGCUCCGGAGUUUGUUGACGGUCCAUAUCAUGCAACUGUUCCAGAAAUGUCCAUCGUGGGUACUUAUGUUACUAAAGUGACAGCCACUGAUGCAGAUGAUCCUGUUUAUGGAAACAGUGCCAAGCUGGUCUACAGCAUCUUGGAGGGACAGCCUUACUUUUCCGUGGAACCCCAUACAGCAAUUAUUAAAACUGCUCUUUCAAACAUGGACCGAGAAGCCAAAGAGGAGUACUUUGUUGUCAUCCAAGCAAAAGAUAUGGGCGGGCAUAUGGGUGGCCUCUCUGGGACCACGACCGUGACGAUUACUCUCACUGAUGUCAAUGACAAUCCUCCAAAAUUCCCCCACCACCAUCUGGAGGUUUGUAUCCAUUUCUCCGUAUUGGAAGACAUUGCUAUUGGCGAUCCAAUAGGAAGGGUAAAAGCAAAUGACCUGGACAUUGGUGAGAAUGCUAAAUCGUUCUAUGAUAUUAUCGAAGGAGAUGGAAUGGAUAUAUUUGAAAUCACCUCUGACUCCCAGACUCAGGAAGGCAUUCUUAGAUUGAGAAAGCCCUUGGACUAUGAGGCCAAAAAAUCCUAUACUCUGAAGAUAGAGGCAACCAAUGUUCAUAUUGAUCAACGUUUCAUCAGUGUGGGGCCCUUCAAAGAUACAGCAACAAUCAAGAUCAUAGUAGAGGAUGCCGACGAACCGCCUGUUUUUUCGUCACCGGAUUAUCUGCUAGAAGUGCAUGAAAAUGCUGCCAUUGACUCUGUGAUUGGUCAGGUGACUGCUCGGGACCCUGAUGUAACAUCAAGUGCCAUAAGGUUUUCCAUCGAUCGGAACACUGACCUUGAGAGACAGUUCAACAUUAAUACGCAAGAUGGACGGAUAACAUUGGCAACCCCACUGGACAGAGAAACCAACACGUGGCACAACAUAACCAUUGUGGCAACAGAAGACAGAAAAACGGAGGUGGCGUGGCGCGGCGAGACGGCGGCGGCGGCAGCGGCGGAGCAAUCCCUGGCGGUCAUUCACACCAUGAGGGCCAUUGACAAAGAUGAUCCCAAGAAUGGACACCACUUUGUUUAUAACCUCCCACCUGAACUGUCAGACAACUCAAAUUUCACAAUCCAGAAAAAAAGAGAUAACACCCUUGACAUUUUGACCAAACGUGGUGGAUUCAGCCGGCAGAAGCAAGAAGUAUAUCUUCUUCCAAUCAUUAUCAGUGACAGUGGAAAUCCUCCAAUGAGCAGCACCAGCACCCUCACCAUUAAGGUCUGUGGUUGCAGCAGUGAGGGUAUUGCCCAGUCCUGCAAUGCUGAAGCUUAUGUACUCCCUAUCGGUCUCAGCAUGGGAGCUUUAAUAGCAAUACUAGCCUGCAUCAUUUUGCUGCUAGUCAUUGUGGUGUUGUUUGUAACCCUGAGGAGACACAAGAAUGAGCCCUUGAUUAUCAAAGACGAUGAGGAUGUGAGGGAAAACAUAAUCCGGUAUGACGAUGAAGGAGGUGGAGAAGAAGAUACAGAAGCCUUUGACAUUGCAACUUUGCAGAACCCAGAUGGAAUAAACGGAUUUUUGCCCCGCAAGGAUAUUAAACCCGAUCUUCAGUUUAUGCCCAGACAGGGACUGGCUCCUGUCCCUAAUGGUGUUGAUGUUGAUGAAUUCAUCAAUGUCAGGCUUCAUGAAGCUGAUAAUGACCCUACAGCACCUCCGUAUGACUCAAUCCAGAUUUAUGGGUAUGAGGGGAGAGGCUCAGUCGCUGGUUCCCUAAGCUCCUUGGAGUCUUCAACCUCAGACUCAGAUCAGAAUUUUGACUACCUCAGUGAAUGGGGGCCCCGUUUUAAAAGACUUGGAGAACUUUACUCAGUUGGAGAAAGUGACAAAGAAACUUGA
Gekko japonicus is the source of this 2145-nucleotide messenger RNA. RefSeq names its product cadherin-8-like. Gene Ontology annotation, cellular component: plasma membrane; catenin complex; axon terminus. Gene Ontology annotation, biological process: calcium-dependent cell-cell adhesion; homophilic cell-cell adhesion; adherens junction organization. Lineage: Eukaryota; Metazoa; Chordata; Lepidosauria; Squamata; Gekkonidae. The coding region runs from base 1 to 2145 and encodes 714 amino acids. The transcript has 12 exons. Gene Ontology annotation, molecular function: calcium ion binding; cadherin binding. The record is from RefSeq and is a predicted model, not a curated record.